AUAGAGUUCCGGAUUACGUACGCCAUACAGAGAUACUGCUGUCCGGGCUUUAUACAGGAAGGGAAUCGCUGUGUAUUAAUCACAACAACAACACCGUCCACAACAUUAGCUCCAACUACAACACAAACGACAACCACGACAAACCCAGAUGACGUAGGUGAUCCUAUAGAGGGCGCUUUAGAGGAAGCUGACGGAAAUGGCGGCGCUCUGUCUGAUGGAGCAGUCGUUGGAGUGGUGCUAGCUGUUAUUUUUGUCAUUGCUGCCGCACUUGUCGGUCUCAUGUUCAAAAUACGUAAAAAUAAGAAACAAGACAAGGAGGCAAUAAUCCAGUCCGAGAUGUACCGAGGGCAGUCCCUCCAUGAGAACGUGAUGGACCCCGACCAGACAUCAGGGGGGAGCCUUUGA
Saccostrea cuccullata (small rock oyster) is the source of this 405-nucleotide messenger RNA. RefSeq lists its product as uncharacterized. The transcript is spliced from 3 exons. The record is from RefSeq and is a predicted model, not a curated record. Lineage: Eukaryota; Metazoa; Mollusca; Bivalvia; Ostreida; Ostreidae. The annotation marks the transcript as partial.